Messenger RNA from Rhopilema esculentum, 1996 nucleotides. RefSeq names its product cytochrome P450 3A17. The record is from RefSeq and is a predicted model, not a curated record. NCBI's taxonomy places the organism in Eukaryota, Metazoa, Cnidaria, Scyphozoa, Rhizostomeae, Rhizostomatidae. Gene Ontology annotation, molecular function: heme binding; iron ion binding; oxidoreductase activity, acting on paired donors, with incorporation or reduction of molecular oxygen.
AUUACGUCAGCUGAAAUUUGUGCAAACAUAACUUCUUUUGGAAGGUCGUACGAGGUAAGCAGAGCCCCGACAGAAAGCAAACAGAGCAGUUACAAUCAAGAUCAUUCUGCCAAGAAACGUUUAAUAAGGGAGAAGAGACCAAGUUAAAGAGCUUUUGAGAAGCAGUCCAGGAUGGAUGCUGUAUCUGAUGUGCUAACUGCUGUGAAGGAGCAUUGGAUUAUUACGUCAUUGAUGCUGGUCACUGUUCUGAUGUAUUGGCAUUAUGUAGUGAAUUUCACUGCACUUAAGAAGCUCGGAAUCCCAGGGCCUACGCCCUUACCUCUGAUUGGUAACAGCAUGACAUUCAUUUGGAAUAGCAAAACGUUGCAUGAUUUCUUUUGCGAAGCUGGCAGAAAGUUUGGUAGAAUUUAUGGGUUAUACUAUUUGAAAGAGCCAAUGGUCAUUGUAGCGGAGCCUGAUAUCAUUAGACAAGUGCUGGUUAAGGAAUUUGACAAAUUUCAUGACCGUCCGAAUGGUGGAAUGGAGUUUCCAGAACCGCUGAAAAGCAUGUUGACCGAAGUUAGAGGUCAAAGCUGGAAGGACAUUCGCAGUAUUAUGACCCCUGCCUUCACGUCUGGCAAACUCAAAAGCAUGAUGUACAUUAUGAACGAAGCUGGGGAUACUCUUCUAAAGAAAAUAGAGAAGGCAGCAGAAGAAAAACAGGCAGUCGAUAUUCACGAAUGGCAGCAGACAGUGACCAUGGAGGUAAUUCUUUCUGCCGCUUUUGGAACUCUUUCUGAAGCACAGACAAACCCAAAUGACAAAGUCACAACUUAUGCCAAAGAAGCAAUGGACCCGAAACCAUGGCCUGAAAUUGCAAUGAUGGUGCCUUUUAUCGGGAAGAAAAUAGCCAAGUCAAUAAUGUUAUCCCGAUUUGGAUUCAACUGGUAUCCUAUGAUAGAUAUUGCAAAGAAGAUACUCAAGCAAAGGCGACAAGUUCAAGGGACAACAAGAAAUGAUGUGCUGCAAAACAUGCUGAAUUCCCAGCACCCCGAGAAAAAGGGUCAUCAGCUCACAGAGAAUGAACUAAUCGCCCAAAUGGUUCUAUUCCUACUAGCUGGGUACGACACUUCAAGUAAUGUACUUUCUCUUACUUGCUAUCACCUUGCUUUAUACCCAGAAGUCCAAGAUAAAGUGUACGAGGAGGUCAUGCGUAUUUGUGAAUCAAAAGACACGGCUACAUAUGACGAAAUUAAAGAAAUGGUUUAUUUGGAAGCUUGCAUUUCAGAAACACUACGUCUUUACCCACCAGGGUUUAUGACUGCCCGCACCAUUGAUAAAUCCUGUGUCAUUAAUGGUGUUCAAUUCAAAAAAGACAUGGCUGUCCUCAUACCGGUUUACGCCUUGCACCGGGACGAGAAAUACUGGUCCGAACCAAACGCUUUUAAACCGGAGAGAUUCCUUCCAGAAAAUAAGGAGUCCAUCAACCAAUUCGCUUAUUUGCCUUUUGGCGAUGGUCCCCGAAACUGCAUUGGAAUGCGAUUUGCACAGAUGGAGAUAAAGACGAUUCUUGUCAGAAUGCUGCAGAAGUAUCGCAUGGUGCGUGGUCCUGAGACACCUGUGCCUUUGAAGAUCCAACCAAGAGCCGUGCUAUCACCGGCUGAGCCUGUCUGGAUACGAUUUGAGAAGAGAGAGUAGACUUGAACACGUCAGCUCGUUUUUACAAAAAUCCAGCUGAAAAUAGAAUAGCUUCUUAGUCUUAUAUUUGAGCAUGCUUGCAUAAUAUGCAGUAAUACUUGAACACAUUUAAAACGUGAAGAAGUUUGAUUGUAACACAUUGGAUAAUCUUAUCUUUUCUUUAGCUCAAGAACACUGUGAUUAAUAUAUGAGCACUUAUUUGGCAGUUUUUUGUGAUUUUAUUUUUUACUUUUAUUUUGAAAGAAUUGUCACAUUUUUUUCAAAACGUGUUUUUCAGUGAAACCUGUCUUCAUACUCAUCAUAUGGUAAUUCCGUUAAA